Penicillium soppii is the source of this 1227-nucleotide messenger RNA. RefSeq names its product CTD-interacting domain-containing protein. Bases 1 to 1227 code for a protein of 408 amino acids. Gene Ontology annotation, cellular component: RNA polymerase II, holoenzyme. The record is from RefSeq and is a predicted model, not a curated record. The transcript is spliced from 5 exons. NCBI's taxonomy places the organism in Eukaryota, Fungi, Ascomycota, Eurotiomycetes, Eurotiales, Aspergillaceae. Gene Ontology annotation, biological process: mRNA 3'-end processing. Gene Ontology annotation, molecular function: RNA polymerase II C-terminal domain binding.
AUGGCUUUUACCGAUGAUGCCGUUAAAGCAAAGCUCUCGGCUUUGAAUGAGUCGCAGGAGAGCAUCGUUACUGUCGCUCAGUGGGUCAUGUUCCACAGGCGCCAUGCCGAACGAACUGGACAAAUCUGGCUUCACAAGAUUCGCGACUCUCCGCCUCCUAAGCGCCUCAAUCUGAUUUACCUCGCCAAUGGUGCGCAUGCAUACACAGAGGUGGCGCAACAAUCCAAAGCGCGUGGAAAAGAUGAUUUCCUAAUCGCCUUCUCUCCGAUCAUUGUGGAGGCUACGUCAACGGCUUACAAGGGCGCAUCGCAUGACUAUCAACAGCGAAUUCGCCGGGUUAUUGAAGUUUGGAGACAGCGCAAUGUUUUUGAGGGACCAAUUCUUGAUGCAGUGGAAGCUCGUGUAGAUGAAAUCGACAAGAGUCGCUCCACCACCAAGAAACCGACUCUCGGAGGCUCAUUCUUCAAGCAUCCUUCCGAGGGCAUAACCCCGUCGGAGCUGCGGCCACUUGUUCCAUUGCAGAUUGCUCUCACCAAGGCCACCGUCAACUCUAACACGUCCAAUGCUGCGGCCACUUCGGAACACGAUAAGCUGCAUGACCCCAAGUCCCCACAACCCACCUUGCCUGUCCAUGCCGCACGUCUGAGCCAACUCUUGAAGACGCUCGCCAAUGCAGAGAACUCAGUGUCUGAGGUCAUCAAGUCGCGCCGUGCCCUGAUCGACGGACUCGAAAAAUUCCUCGAAACCAACCGCGCGGAGCUGGCGAAGGAAGAGAGUCUCGGUGCAGAGCUCGCCCAAAAGAAGAAUGCCGCAGAUGCCAAAAAGCGUGAGGUUGAAGACGCGAUCAUGAGCGGUCUCUCCAAUGAAGACGUCUCCACAAGCGACAACAACAACGGACACAACGAUGCAUCCGUCCGUCCAGAAGUCGAGGCUCUGACUCCUCCCCCAGUGGAGGCUAUCACGCCGGUUGGAUCCCCGCAGCCAGAAAAGCAAUCUAUUCGCCGUGGCCCUUUCACUGAAGAUGCCGACGACGAUACUACAGAAUGGCCGAACAUGGAUACAAUCCACAACGUUGAACAAUCUGGCAAUGGUGCUUCGGUUAAUGCGCAAGACAAUGGGCAUGCCAAGAGACGCAAAAUAUCGCACGGCGAGGAAGAUUAUGCGGCUUUCGCUGGUGGCGACCUGGAUCCUGAUUUGGCUGAUUUGGUCAAUCAGGGUCAACAGUAG